This is a messenger RNA of Alternaria arborescens, 2715 nucleotides long. RefSeq lists its product as hypothetical. The transcript is spliced from 2 exons. The coding region runs from base 1 to 2715 and encodes 904 amino acids. NCBI's taxonomy places the organism in Eukaryota, Fungi, Ascomycota, Dothideomycetes, Pleosporales, Pleosporaceae. Gene Ontology annotation, cellular component: nucleus. The record is from RefSeq and is a predicted model, not a curated record. Gene Ontology annotation, biological process: chromatin remodeling. Gene Ontology annotation, molecular function: protein binding; histone demethylase activity.
AUGGUAGCGACACCUCCUAAUGAAGAACAGCUCAUUGGCGACCUAAUAGUGGAUACGAAAGAGCUUCUUCGGGGUAUCAAAGAAUUCCAAGCGGUCAACGCGGCAGAAGCCCGCGGUAGGCCUAGGGAAGCCCACAACAAACGCGAUCACAGUAGGCAUAGGCCGAGAAGCCCACCCUCGAAGCGGCCAACUUCUGUAUUAAAACUUGUGGCACGUUACAAGGGAAUUGCCGAAAGAUUCCUAGCGCGCCUAGCAGAGACUGAAAAGCGAGAGACGCAGCAGCUGAAGAGACAUGGACCAGACAUACAAGAGCGGGAGACACUCGAGGAGGCGACACCGGAGCAAGAGACACCGGAGCAAGAGACACCGGAGCAAGAGACACCGGAGCACGAGGUCUCAGCGCUACCCAGCCAAGGGCAUGUCGCCGGCCAGAUUCCGACAGAGCGGCGGCUUUCGAAGCGUAGAACAGGGAAUUCGGAUCUGCGUUUCCCAUGCCUGCCUCCACAGCUUGGGAAGAACAUGGUUGCCACUAUCCACCAGGCGCGAACGGCAUUACUUUGCCACAACGUCGACGAGCGCGGAUAUCUCAUUCUGCAAGUGCAGGAGUGCUGGGAUGCUUCGGAACUCGCGCAACUCCUGCGCGGCGCCGAGGCAUUGGAUCGGGACGAGAUCAAAGGCUUCGCACUUGCUCAAGGAGACGCCGACUGUCUACACGCGCGGGUAGCCGCAGACGUCUCGCUCAACCUCUGCGAAAUGGAAGGCAUCAAUACUCUGCUAGAUGCUGGCCCGCAGUGCAAUCGGCGGCCUGAGAUCCCCGGCGUUAACCGGCCAUACUGGUACGUCAGCGGCGAACCCAACACACCAGCAACAUUGCACAUCGAAGACGGUAACACGGGGUCUGCGAACCUGCUACUGGCAGGCGCAGAGAAGCACUGGAUCAUCAUUCACCGAAGCAGCGCCGAGAAACUCGAGCGCUGCAUCAGAGACCAGUUCCCAGGCUCGAGAGGAUGUUCGCAGUUUGUGCGACACCAUGACAUCAUCGUAGGACCUCGAUGGCUCGAGAAGAGGGGUAUUGACUUUGAGAUCGUGUGCCAGAAACCGGGAGACGUCUUAGUCACUCUACCAGGUCGUGUUUACCAUGAAGUCCGAAACACUGGCAAGAACUUUGCAGCAGCUAUCAACUACGAAUUCACAGACGCCCCCGACGACCCAACAGGCUAUGUCUGGUGUGAGAACGGGGAAAGGAAAUGUGGCCGAAACGUGCUUACUCGUCAAAGCUUCAUGCCCGAAUUGGCUGACCGAACCAUGGAUACUGAGGACGAGACGCCUCUCCGAAACAAGCGGAAGCAGCAGGACCUUGGCAACACUAAGAAAGGAUGCAAAAGACAUGCCACGCUGGCUCGCCGUCCGGCGAACAGUAGACUUGUUCAGACCUCGCGACCGUCAUGCACACCUGUCCCAGCUUCGGCGUCUGUACCGAUCCAGGAACGCCUGCUGAAUGCCGUGACUUCCCCUGCAGCUCUAGACAACUGCAAAGCACUGGUCCAAGCAUGGAGAUCCCAGUCGGCUCGAAUCGAGCGCGCUCCAGAUGCGAGCGACGCAAUCGCGAGGCUUGCCGCCUCUGACAGGACGAUGCGUCUUGCUCAGCACCGCACCCGGCUAGAUGCUCUGCACUUGAAAUCAGCACAGUAUGCAUUCGCUUCGGAUCUGAAGUCGAGACGGCAGGGCGCCAUUCGCCUCGACAGUUCCGUGUAUGAUCAGGUGCUGAAAGCGCAGGGCUUCGUCAGCGCCACAAAGGAAGACCGCAAACAACUAAAAGAACGCAUGAGACGCGCAAGGAGGAUACACAAGAUCUGCCAAGGCUUAGGACGUGGACUCCUUUGUCUCCUCCCUCUAACUGACAUUCCCGAAAGUCACUACUACAACAUGACAGACGCGGAUAUCGAGGCCUUUCAACGUCUGGCGACUAAGAAGCGCACGCUGCUAGAAGCGCGAUGCCAGGUUGGUGUUUUUAUCCAGGAUAUGUUCGUGAAGGAUGUAGAGUUCGCGUUCGAGUACGAGGACGUGACGUCAUUUGACGGCCUUUCGGAAGCUAAGAUGCUCGCGCUCCUGCAGCCCGUCUCUUAUCCGAAGGUCAACUCCUAUACACCUGCGCGUGGCUGGCCCAGACCACCGUCCUGGCCGUGGGAGUGGGAAUGGCCGCAGGAUCCUACGUGGGCUCCGCCUGGCGCCUGCGAGGCUUGCGGCGUGGUGGAGUGCGUUUGCCUCGCCGAGUUGCCUCAGAACCGCCAUCGAAUCGUCGACUAUGGCCCGAAAGGACGCGGCGUUCAAGCUCGGGCGGCUUUGAGUGGUGGCUUGGCUUUCACUGCGGGCGACUACAUCCAGGAGCUGGUCGGUGAGGUGAAACCGCUGGGCUGGUCCGGCGGCAGCUAUACAUCAGUCGAUUUCAAGAGGCCAGAUGCAUGCAUGACCUGCCGACUGAAUUGCGAGGAGAAGAGCAACUGGGUUCGACUGGUCAAUCAUGCCUGCAAUCCCUGUGCAGAAAUGAGAGUGGAGAUUGUUUUGGGUAAGGCAAGACUCAUGCUUCGCGCACGCCGAGACAUAUGGGACAGUAUGGAGAUCACGAUCGAUUAUGGGAAAAGCUUUCCCAAAGACGUAACAUGUUUGUGCGCGACAUGUAGCGAGAGCGCAGCAUCGACAAAGGACAGCAGCUAA